Molecule: messenger RNA, 4133 nt
Organism: Scatophagus argus
Lineage: Eukaryota; Metazoa; Chordata; Actinopteri; Scatophagidae
Gene: depdc1b
Product: DEP domain containing 1B
Exons: 11
Coding region: 155-1753 (532 amino acids)
Biological process (GO): intracellular signal transduction
Source: RefSeq, a predicted model, not a curated record
GUUCAAAUGAUGUGACGCAGGAGAUUCAAAGUUGGCAGCAACGUCUUUGUUGGCAUACUGGCUGUUUUUAUCCGCAGCCGAAGCUUUUAUAAAACUUAUAAAAGUUACAUAUUCCGAUGUUUUUAUACUCGUGAAGUGGGUUUUCAGUACCAGAAUGGAAGGUGAAGUCAUUGGACCGGGCCCAUACAGGGCGACCAAACUGUGGAAUGAAACCAUUAAACUCUUCCGUGGAGGCAUGCCGCUGAGAAGGCACUGGGCACACUUCCGCUACUAUGACUGGAGUUUCACGGGUUCCGAGGCUGUGGAUUACUUGCAUGAGCUACUGAGGCGCAACCACAACUUUGGACCUGAGGUGACUCGCUACCAGACUCUGCAGCUGCUCAGGAAGUUCCUCAAGGCCCAUGUCAUUGAAGACAUCAAAGGACGUCAUGGGACAGAGGACUUUGAAGACAAUGGCCAUUUGUAUAGGUUCCCUACACUGUCUCCCCUGAAGUCUUUUCCAGCAAGGCCUCUGUUGAGAGACAGCAGUGACCUGCCCAGACUCAUUCGCUGGGAUGACUAUGAAGAAUUGCCUCAGCAGGAAAACAUGGCACCCAUGAAGCCUGCUGUCAUGACCUCAGAUCUGUGGAACAAAAGGCAUAGUGUUGCUAUUGGGGAUGUGCAUGAAUGCAAGCUCAUACGGAGGAAGGAGAUAACCGCGAAACAAGUCGAUCACACCUGGAAAUCAAUGACAGUUGCACAUUUGCAGAGAGUACUGGGCCUAAUUUCAUUGGAUGGUGUUUUAAACCCAAACCAUGUGAACGGCAAACACAUCGUUCACAACGUGUUCAACGUUAACAAGACGGGCAUAGUGGUAUUGGAGAAUAAAGCAGAGGACAUGCCAUAUUGGGUGGUCUCAGCAAUGAAAUGCCUUGCCAAUUGGCCUAACGGCAAUGAAAGCAAGCAGCCAGUCUACCCAGGUUUCGAGAGGGAUGUUCUAAGAACAGUAGGAGAUUACUUUCAGAGGCUGAAAGAACCCCUGCUGACUUUCCAUCUAUAUGAAGUCUUUGUCAACAUUCUCGGCCUGCUGCAGGAGCAGGAGGUAGCCGCUGAGGCUCUUCAAGUCAGCUGUCUAUUACUGCCGCCACCCAACCGAAGACGCCUCCAGCUUUUAUUGCGCCUCAUGGCCCGGGUGUGCCAGAAUCCCUACCUGCCUCCCCUCAAUGACUCCAUAACGACGCGCACACUGAUGGUGCAGAUGUUUUCACACUGCGUCCUGGGUUCAGUCGAUGAGAUGGACUUGGAUGAGCUGCUAGCCACCAAACUGGUGACCUUCAUGAUGGAGCACCACAACACCAUCUUCCAAGUCCCUUCCAAGCUGCGCCGGCAGGUUGAGGAGCACCUGUCCCACUUCAAAAGAGUUCAGAUCAAAUAUGCAGGAUCAGAUACAGACUUCAGCACAUCUCCAGCUUUUUGUAAACAGAUCCACAGGGUGGAAUCUGAGGGGCAGAAAGUGAUAGGAACCCAGACCCCCCUGCAUGAGCUGCUGGAAGGCCUGAUUGCAGACAAAGAACUUCCUGCCAAAGACAAGAGGAAAAGACUUAAACAGUUCCAGAGGUCGUACCCAGAAGUCUACCACAAACGAUUUCCCACAGAUGAAAGCAAAGCUACUGUCAUAUCAGAUAAAGCCCCACGAUUUAAACCUCCUCUCAUGUUCCUAAACCUGAAGAAACCCUUUCAGCCCUUUCAGAGGAGCUGGAGUUUUCGGGCAUGAUCUGCUAACACUGAUUCAUCUGCACUUCAGGCUGUAUGCACAACUUGAUUUUGGUCACAUGUGGUCAACCACCUUUUAAUUUCGUUUCAUUUAAUGUUUAAUUUGUAGCACUGUUAAACUAAGAUUACAAUUUAAAGGGUCAGUUUACAAAUAUAAUAAAAACAAUAAUGAUAAUUGCCAUUCACAUUCCUGCUGACUCCUCUAGCCAGAUAGCUUGAUUUAGCUGACAAGCAACAACAGCAACUAUUUACGAACUUUGGAUUAGAUUAGAUUCAACUUUAUUGUCGUUACACAUGUACAAGUAUGAGGCAAUGAAAUGCAGUACUGAAAACUACAAACCAUGCGAGUGGAUGGUUGAGCUGACCCUUUAAGAAAUACAUUUUUACUUAUUGUGUUGCUAGGAAACUUGAACAAUUUAUAGAAAACAAUGAUCCACUAACACUGAGAGAACCACUUAUGUUUCUUAAAAUGAGCUCUUAUACUUGUGUAUUGGUACACUUUUAUGCCUCUGCAAUGGCGACAGCGGCCUUAUGUUUUCAGGUUGUCCUUCUGUCCGUGCAUCCUGUUCUUGUUUCCGUGUUAUCUCAGGUACGCCUUGAGGAAAUUCCUACGAUUUCUACUUUAAAUUUGGCCAAAGGUUACAGUGAACUCACAAAACGUGUUUUUGGCCAUAACUCAAGAAUCCAUACACUAAUUAUGACUAAAUUUCACCCAAAUGUCUAAUAGGAUAAAAUAAUGAAAUGAUGACAUUUUAUAUCCAAAAGGUCAACUUCACUGUGACAUCCUAGUGUUCUGCACUGUUCUGUCCAUUAUUCAGCACCAUAACUCAGGAACAGAAGGGGAGAUUGUUACCAUAUUUCACAUUUGGUCAGAUAAUGAAAUGCUGACGCUAAUUUUGGGUGUCCACCUUGAAACUCUGCUGAUUGUAUAGAUCUUCUGUGCUGCCGGGUUCAAGGUGUUUGUGAAGCAUCCACAUUUUAGGACUUGUAGCAGCUUUUAUGGGCAAACAUGUAACCACACACAAGCAAUUUGACUCUUUGUUUUUGUUCCUCUCAGUGAACUUACACACUAAUAGACCUUCAGCAGCAGUCCACCACCAGCUCACUGGGUUCACUUUUAUUGAGCUUCAGGUGAUUGUUGUUGCACCAUGUGUUGUCUUUAUCAGUGCUCUGUAAAAAUAGUCUUUAAUGGAAGACAGAGUGUUUCUCACUGGAAAUCAUUUUAUUUUAUUUAAUUCCUUCAAAGUCUUCCCCACGUGUGGUUCUGGACAGAUGUGGAUGUAAACUACAAUUUUACUGGUUGGCAGGGGCAUAUAGCCACAAGGUACUUAUACUAGUUCUAAGAUACUGUAUGUUAGAAAGCUCUGACAAGCAGGGAUGGUAGUUGAUUGACAUUACCAUUCUUGGACCGAAUUGGGUGAAAUGCAUUUCAAAAGUAUUAAUAGGUUAUUAGGUGUUAACAUUAUAAUUUGUGAAAAGUUAAUGAUCAAAACACAUACCCCGAAAGCAUUUAUACUGAUAUGUAUUUUUGUACUGUAGCUCUGCUCUAAAUUCAGAUACAUUUCUUCAAAGAGAUUCUAUCAUUUCAUGAGCUUGACUCUUGUAAUGCAAAGAUGCAUUUCAUUUUCAUGGUCACUGUUUGAUGUAGACUGGUCAUUAUGAUGUUGAAUCGAGGCAACUGUGCCUCAUCUGAAAUCAGCCUAUGAACAUAUCAAGGGUUUGCUGAGAAAGGGAGUGUAUGUGAUGUGAGCAGCUCUCGAGGAACUUCAGCUGGUAAUUGCUAGUUUUGAACUACAAAUAAAUUAGAAAUGAACAAACAUGUCAAGAGCCUGAGUGAAAAUAGUACAUUAAAGUUGUUUGACAGCAUGUCUUUUUUUUUAAUUUUGAUAUGCAGUACCUAAUCUCAGAAAAAGGGAAGAAGAGGCAAAUGCAAACAUUUUGCAUGCUAUAAAGUGUUACAACCCUUUCUCUCUAAACCCUCCAUUCACCUUGCUUGAUGGGUCCUACUGUAUGUGCACUCUUAAAACAACUCAUUUCAUGUGUUGAUUUACUGGUUUUAUUCUGUAAAUAGGAACUGUUUUAUUAAUUGGUACUUAUUUCAGUGUCUCAAAUUCUCUUCUCAUUGUUUUCACUGUAGAUUGUCAUUUUCUGUUACUUCUUGCUUUGUGAUGUUGAUUGAGAUGUUCUUUACUUAAGAUGAGACAUGAAACUGUUUAUUUUUAUUGAUUUGUCUAUAUUGACUCCCUUACAUGCUGUUGAACAAAUAAUGCUGGAAUAACUGUUACACUUGAAUUGCUGCUCUGUGCUGGAAAAAAUUCAAUGGGAUGAAAGUGAAUUCAUCUAGAUGCUGAUUUUUCUAUAAAAGCUCUAAUUGCCAAGUG